AUGAAAGGGAUGCCAUUUGGAAUUGGUAACUUAACCAAUCUUCGAAGACUAUCAGAUUUUGUUUUGGGCAAAGGUGAUGGACAUCAUAUACAAGAGAUGAAGAAUUUGUUAAAUCUGAAGGGUAAGCUUCGUAUCUCAGGGUUAGAGAACGUUGUUAAUGCUCAAGAUGCAUGGGAGGCUAAGUUAAUAUAUAAGUCUGGCCUUGGCACAUUAGAACUAAAGUGGAGUAGAGAAUUUGACAAUAAUAGAAAUAAAGAAGUUGAAGGAGAGGUGUUGAACUUGCUUGAACCUCACAGAGAGCUUGAGAAGCUCCGCAUUUGGAAUUAUGGUGGUACAAAAUUUCCGAUUUGGAUGAAUUCUUCAUUAAAAAAUUUGUCGUCUUUGGUUCUCGAGGGCUGUAAAAAUUGUGUAUCACUGCCAUCACUUGGAAAAUUACCGUUACUGAAGAAUCUUUUUAUUGUUGGAAUGGAUGAGUUAAAUAAGGUUGGCAUUGAGUUCUACGGGGAGAAUCAAUCAAAUGCAUUUGCUUCGUUACAGAGUUUGAGCUUUUGGGAUAUGCCAAGAUGGAAGGAAUGGGACUUGGUUGAUGAGCAAGUUGUGAAAUUCCCUAGCCUCGUCGAGCUUUCCAUCCAUAACUGCCCUCAAUUGUUGGGAACGUUGCCUAACCGUCUUCAUUCCUUAAAGAAGCUUGAAAUUUAUGACUGUGCACAAAUGGUGGUUUCACUUUCAGACCUUCCAAAGCUGUCUGAAUUACAAAUAGAUGAGUGUGCAGAGUUGGUGCUUAGAGAUGAUGCAAACUUUCGCUCAAUAAAAAAAGUCUGUCUUUCAAAUGUUGUAAAGUUUUCUACUCCAACAGAAAGGCUGGUAUCAACAUCAACAACAUUGGAGCGUUGUGAGAUUUAUGAUUGUGAGGGAUUGACAUAUUUAUCGCUAAAGAAGUUGGGACUGUUGGGAUCUGUUUGUAAAUUGGAAAUUUUUCGAUGUCCACAACUUGUGUUGUUAGAGCCAGAUGAGGUAGAGGAGGCAGAAGAGGAGCUGUUUCAAGUUGGGAAUCUUUGUAAUAUUGAAUCUUUGACAAUAUGGGAAAGUGGUCUCAAUAUGGAAUCUUUGAGAAUAAGAAAGCAUUUCCUCUCAUUUCUUACAGAGAUGGAAAUUAGAAACUGCCCGAACAUGGUUUGUUUUGCAAAGAACAACUUACCCCCACUUUUGAAGAAGUUGAGGAUUGAAAGUUGCGAGAAUUUGCGAUGUUUGGUGGAUGCAGGAGAAAAUAUAAGCAUCAGCAACAAACAAACAGAAGUACUACAGUGCCCUGAAUAG
This is a messenger RNA of Theobroma umbraticum, 1317 nucleotides long. Its product is annotated as putative disease resistance RPP13-like protein 1. The record is from RefSeq and is a predicted model, not a curated record. NCBI's taxonomy places the organism in Eukaryota, Viridiplantae, Streptophyta, Magnoliopsida, Malvales, Malvaceae.